AUGGUUACUGGUUACACAUCUGGCUACGAUACCCCGAUACUGGAUCAGGUAGCCAACGUGUCACCUCAACUGCUCAGCUUCAACAACAAUCAGCUGACCUUCCGAUUCAGUCGACCUCUUGGUGAGAAUGGGGCAAGAAAACAUAAGUUGGAAGAUUGCCAGAAUUGGAGCUUCGUAAAGGAGGGAGAUUUGAGCGCUGAUGAGAUCGCGCCGCACACAACGAAACCGAUUACAGUACAUGUGUGUCCGAAGGAGUGCAAGACUAUAGUAUUCCGCGACUAA
Strongylus vulgaris is the source of this 282-nucleotide messenger RNA. The record is from the annotation of a GenBank genome assembly. Lineage: Eukaryota; Metazoa; Nematoda; Chromadorea; Rhabditida; Strongylidae.